CCCUUGGCACUUGUGAGGGAGCUUCAAAACUGAAGAAAAGAGCUAGUUGCAAGCAGCGAAGACUGUUUAUUUGUUUGUAAUUCUACUAGAGUUUGGGGUAUGGUUGCAAUCAUUUUAUGUGCCGUAUUUACAACAUUAAAUACUACAGUUUUUAUAUAACACUGAACAGAUGAAAUGGCUGCAAACGGGGCAGCGAAGUGCAAACAGUUAACCAGUGCAAACAUUGAACAAUUUCUGGACUCAAUCGACUCUGUCCUCAUUGACUGUGAUGGUGUACUUUGGAAUGCAAAUAACCCAAUUGAGGGUGCAAUUGAAACAAUUCAGACUCUAAGAGAAAGGGGAAAGCAGCCAAUAUUUGUCACAAACAACAGCACAAAAUCUCGAAGACAGUAUGUUGAAAAGUUCCAAAGGUUAGGAUUUUCUGUGUCAGAGGAGGAGAUAUUUGGUACUGCAUAUGUUGCUGCUCUGUAUUUUAAACACAAAUUAAAGUUUGAGGGCAAAGUUUACCUAAUAGGAGGAUCUGGGCUCGCUGAAGAGUUUGCAUUGCAGGAAAUCCCAUUCAUUGGUCCUGGGUGUGAUCAUGUGGUGGAAGGGGAAGAUGUUCAUGACUGGUCUAACAUUGAACUUGAUUCUGAGGUUCGAGGUGUGUUAGUUGGGUUUGACCCUUUGAUUACGUUUCGGAAAGUCUGUCGGGCUGCAAGUUAUCUGAGUAAUCCUAGCUUUCCUUACAUAGCUACAAACCUAGAUGGUAGAUUACCAAUGCCAAAUAAGGGUAGAGUUAUUCCAGGUACUGGUUGUCUGGUAGAAGCUGUAACAAAAGCUGCUGCUCGACAACCAACAGUUGUGGGGAAACCAAACAAACUAAUGUUUGAGUGUGUGAAAGAAAAAUUCCCGACAGUUGACCCUGAACGAACUGUAAUGGUUGGCGACAGACUGGACACGGAUAUUCUUCUUGGCAAAAACUGCAACUUGAAGACUCUGAUGGUUUUAACUGGUAUUUCCAGCUUAGAAGAUGUUGAAAGGAAUCAACAAAGCUCCUCAGAAUCCAUGCAAACACUAGUUCCUGAUUUCUAUAUCCCAUCAUUCGGGCAAUUACACAAGUUAAUAAACAAACAGUGAACUGAGAAGGACUAGAAGGAGCUAAUCAAUGUGUACUAUAUGAUCAUAUGUAUGACUGAUACAGUUUGCACUACAUGACCAUUAUUGACUUGUAUAGUGUACAUUAUAAGAUUGUUAUUGACUGAUACAUUGUGUACUAUAUGAUCAUUAUUGCCUGAUGAUAAUCUAACAGACCCCCCCCCCUCCACUCAUUAGUACACCCAAAGCCCAGAUGAGACUUUUUUUAAGCAGACUUCAUGUUAAUGAUCUUCAGAGGAUGGAAGAAAAAGAAAUUAAAAGAAAAUGUAUUUACUUAGCAAAAUAAUUCUACAAAAAGCAUCUAGGGAGGAUAAAAUACAUAUAAAUUAGUAAAGAGUUUUUGCAGUUACAAAGUAAUUAAAGGGUUCUUUAGCCUUCGCUUGAGAUCUCAUCAUGUAAUAAGCGAUGUGGCAAUGUAAACAAUUUAGUAAUUUAGACUGAUAAAUUCUAUUGUAUCUAAUUCUUGGGAAAAAUAUUUUUAUCAUGAUGUAAUUCAUGGCAGAAGGUUAAUAAAAACUUUUAUAACUUAA
Molecule: messenger RNA, 1667 nt
Organism: Anneissia japonica
Lineage: Eukaryota; Metazoa; Echinodermata; Crinoidea; Comatulida; Comatulidae
Product: glycerol-3-phosphate phosphatase-like
Exons: 8
Coding region: 175-1119 (314 amino acids)
Cellular component (GO): cytoplasm
Molecular function (GO): phosphatase activity
Source: RefSeq, a predicted model, not a curated record